GAUAAAGUCGAAUGCAUGCCUGCUUAAUAGGAGCUUUCUUGUCUCAUUAUAUCACUGCAGACCGUCCGAGUCGUCAAUUGGCAUUUAACAUCCCGUAAGGCGACCCGUCGCGGCUCUCCCGCACAUCCCUGCAAGCUCCACUGCCCCUCGCGGGGUACCUUUGCGCGUUCAAAAAAUCUUGCCGCCAUCGGCGCAGCCUCCCAAUCGACACACCAUCCACACACAAUGGCCACACCACUCCGAGUCCUCCUCGUCGGCAACGGCGGCCGCGAGCACGCCAUCGCCUGGAAACUGCUCCAGUCGCCGCGCAUUGAGCACAUCUUCGUGUGCCCGGGCAACGGCGGCACCGCAACCAUCUCGCCCAAAGUCACAAAUGUCUCUGCCGUGUCCGACUCGGACUUUGCGGGCCUCGUCGCCUUUGCCAAAGACAACAAUGUCAACUUCCUCAUCCCCGGCCCCGAGGCGCCCCUCGUCGCCGGCAUCGUCGACUUCUUCGCCCAACACGCGCCCCACAUCAAGGCCUUUGGGCCCUCCAAAGCCGCCGCCACCAUGGAGGGCAGCAAGACCUUCUCCAAGGACUUCAUGGCGCGCCACGCCAUCCCCACCGCCGCGUACCGCAACUUCUCCGACCACGCGUCCGCAGCCGCAUACCUCUCCUCGACCACCCACCCCGUCGUCAUCAAAGCCUCGGGCCUCGCCGCAGGCAAAGGCGUCAUCAUCCCGACUUCCCGCGACGAAGCCCACGCCGCCCUCGCAGACAUAAUGCAGACCCACGCCUUCGGCGCCGCGGGCGACGAAGUCGUCAUCGAAGAACUCCUCACGGGCGACGAGCUCUCGAUCCUCUCCUUCAGCGACGGGUACACCGUGAAAUCGCUCCCGCCCGCGCAGGACCACAAGCGCAUUUCCGACGGCGACCGGGGCCCGAACACCGGCGGCAUGGGCACGUACGCGCCGACGCGCAUUGCGCCGCCCGAACUCCUCGCUGCGAUCGACAGGGAUAUCCUGCAGCCCACCAUCGACGGGCUCAGGGCCGAGGGCAUGCUGUUCAAGGGCGUGCUGUUCACGGGUCUCAUGCUCGCGCCGUCCGGGACAAAAGUGCUGGAGUACAACGUCCGCUUCGGGGACCCCGAAACACAGAGCCUAUUGGCGCUGAUGGACGGCGACCUAGCAGCCGUAAUGGAAGCGUGCGCCGACGGGCGACUAGCGGACGUCGACGUGCGGGUGAGCGGGCGGUCGGCGGCAACGGUAGUGGUCGCCGCGGGCGGGUAUCCGGGCGCGUAUGCAAAGGGCACGCCGAUGCGGGUUGAGCCUGUCGCGGCCGAUACGGUGCUGUUCCAUGCGGGGACGGUGGUGGAGGGGGGCGAGCUGCGGACGGCGGGCGGGCGGGUGAUUGCGGCGACGGCGACGGCGGAGACGCUGGAGGAGGCGGUGGCGAAGGCGUACAAGGGGGUCGAGAGUAUUCAUUUCGAGGGGAUGCAGUUCCGCAAGGAUAUUGCGGGGCGGGCGUUGAAGAAGUAGUUCGAGGUAGACUCGGAGCAGCCUGAAGAAGUAGGUUGAAAUAUGUUUGAAGAAGUAGAUCACAGCAAGGUUCCAGCAAACCUCUCGGCGUCCAAAAGUCAAUUCACCCACACACAUCACCAAAGAAAAACAUCAAAGAAUACCGCGCCUCCGCGCUUAACUAUC
Messenger RNA from Boeremia exigua, 1683 nucleotides. Its product is annotated as phosphoribosylglycinamide synthetase. The transcript has a single exon. Gene Ontology annotation, molecular function: phosphoribosylamine-glycine ligase activity; metal ion binding; ATP binding. Gene Ontology annotation, biological process: purine nucleobase biosynthetic process. Bases 226 to 1518 code for a protein of 430 amino acids. NCBI's taxonomy places the organism in Eukaryota, Fungi, Ascomycota, Dothideomycetes, Pleosporales, Didymellaceae. The record is from RefSeq and is a predicted model, not a curated record.